Messenger RNA from Cololabis saira (Pacific saury), 4929 nucleotides. RefSeq names its product dual specificity testis-specific protein kinase 2-like. NCBI's taxonomy places the organism in Eukaryota, Metazoa, Chordata, Actinopteri, Beloniformes, Belonidae. Gene Ontology annotation, biological process: actin cytoskeleton organization; positive regulation of stress fiber assembly; protein phosphorylation. Bases 1025 to 3190 code for a protein of 721 amino acids. Gene Ontology annotation, cellular component: cytoplasm; nucleus. Gene Ontology annotation, molecular function: protein serine/threonine kinase activity; ATP binding. The record is from RefSeq and is a predicted model, not a curated record. The transcript is spliced from 11 exons.
CGGGCUGUGUCAUUAUGGUAGUCGGUCCUAACAAGCGGCUGGAGGAAUACAGAACCCGACGGGAUUAUCGUCGGCGGGCCUGACCGAGGAGAGGAGCAUGUUCCCGGCUCCAGCGAGCCUGCAGGAGUCGGACCGCAGACCUUUCUGCUCCCGGAGCACCGCGGGGGGAGCGGGGCGCCGUCCCCGGCCGGUCCGCUGCACGCUCGCCAUCGACGGAUCCCGUUAUUAACUACAGCUUCGUGGAGAAACGACAUUCGCAAUAUGCACAUGAAAAAAUAUGAUCAUUAUUUAUUUAGCCUUGGUGGAAAUGUCGUUCCUCUCGAUGAUUACUGGAGUAAAAGCGCCGUGGUGAGCGAGGCCCGAGGAGACUGGUGACUGGUGACCAGUGACAGCCUGCAGAGGCUGCUGAUUCCUCCUGGAGCUGGACCAGCAUCCACCUAGAGACAGGACCGUGGCGUGGCCCUUUCCUGGCUCCGGGCCCUUUUAUCGUCCUUUGUGACUAACAGGGGGACGAAGAGAUCCGGGCCUCCGUACGAACCCCUGAGCAAGGAGGCGUUCAGGGAACUACAGGAAAACCAAGGAGGCGUUCAGGGAACUACAGGAAAACCAAGGAGGCGUUCAGGGAACUACAGGAAAACCCACAACUGCAACGGCGUGGAGGGCUGCUGCCUUUGGCAGCAAGGAUGAAUAAACACAGACCGAAUAAUGGACAUUGUUCUGGUCAAACUGCACGUAUGCCAAGACGCUGAGCAAAUGAGACGUUUGGCUAUCCGAGGAAAGACCACGUCAUUUUCUGUACCAGUUCAGCAGUAAAUUGACAUCCACUGAAGCCUUCAGCAGUCGGACCCGGAACACCAAUGACAUCAUGCCUGGAGUAUUGUGGGAUGUUAGCUCACCCAAAAAGCCUCAUAGGCUCCACUCUUACCACUGUGGCGCCACGAUGGCGGGACUGAUCACUGCUUCCCUCAGGACUGUCGCAAUCUGACAGAUCUUUGGGUUUGGACCUUGGUGAGCCACCGGUACCAUGGAUUACCACGCUGAGUGCUUCUUCUGUGACCCCGAGGAGGGCCACGGAGGUCCGGAUGAGCCACCUCUUCAUAGCAUCCAUGCCCCCAACCGCGUCCGGCCGUCCUCAUACCGAGCCCUGAGGAGUGCCGUGUCCAGCCUGGCUCGCAUCGAUGACUUCUUCUGUGAGAAGAUCGGCUCAGGGUUCUUCUCUGAGGUCUUCAAGGUGCAGCAUCGGAUCACAGGUCAGGUGAUGGCGCUGAAAAUGAACACACUUGCAAGCAACAAAGCUAACAUGCUUCGAGAGGUGCAGCUUAUGAACAGGCUUUGCCAUCCCAACAUACUCAGGUUCCUUGGAGUUUGUGUGCAUGAAGGUCAACUACACGCUCUGACUGAGUACAUCAACGGGGGGAACCUGGAGCAGCUGCUGGACAGCGACCUGCACCUGUCCUGGGCCGUGCGGAUGGGCCUGUCCCUGGACAUCGCCCGGGGGCUGCACUACCUGCACAGCAAAGGCAUCUUCCACCGAGACCUCACCUCCAAGAACUGUCUGGUCCGCUGUGAAAACAGCAAAUUCACGGGCGUGGUGGGAGACUUCGGCCUGGCGGAGAAGAUCCCCGACUACAGCCACGGCGGGGAGAAGCAGCCUCUGGCCAUCGUGGGCUCUCCGUACUGGAUGGCCCCUGAAGUCCUGCGAGGAGAGCUUUACAACGAGAAGGUGGAUGUAUUUGCUUAUGGCAUCAUCCUGUGUGAGAUCAUCGCCCGGAUAGAAGCUGAUCCGGAUUUCUUACCGAGGACGGAGGACUUUGGUCUGGACGUGGAUGCGUUUGAGAACAUGAUUGGGGAUUGUCCCCCUGCGCUGUUCAGCCUCGCUGUGACCUGCUGUAAUAUGAGUGCAGAAAGGCGUCCUUCAUUCUCCGACAUCGUCUUUACUCUGGAGCCCAUGGAGCGAGAAGAAGAGAGAGAGACUUCUAUUGCCCUCGAGCCCGUAACCGCCGAGGUGAGUCCGUACCGGCGCAGAAGCUCCCCCUGUCACCCCGGCGACCGCGGCCAGCUCCGUCAGGGCCUGGCCCGGAGCCAGUCGGACAUGCUGCCGCCGGCCCUGACCCCCCCGCUGCUGGGGACCCCGCCGCGGGUCAACCCCUUCUCCCUCCGGCAGGACCUGAACGGCGGGCGCUGCAAACUCCUGGACACGCCCAGCAAGUCCGUCAUCUCCCUGACCUUCACCCUCCCGGCACAUCCCUGCGUCUCCCCCCACCUGCUCCGGGGGGCCCCGGGGACCCGGGCCCCGCCCAGGAGGUGCCAGUCCCUCCCCUGCACGCCGGAGAUGAGCCGGACCCCGGGCUUCCCGGAUGACUCUGAAUUAACGGAGGAGAAGAAAGAGGUGGAUGCCCAGGUGGCAGGGAGAGAGGACAAGACUGUGGAUUGUGACAUGAAGGAGAUGACGAGGCUGACAGGGAGGAUGCAGGAGAGUUCGCAUCAUGCAGACACUACAGAGAAGACGGGUUUGUUAGAUAGGAAAGAGGAGGGGACGGAAGAGGAUUCAGGCCUCCCUGUUGAGUUGGAGAUGGUGUCUCUGCAGCGGCUGGACGAGGAGGACGAGGAGGAGGAUGAGAGUGUUUGUCUGACUGAACCCAUGGACUGUAGCAAAUCCCCCGAGCCGGCAGACAGGACCCUGAACUCCACCCCGGUGAAGCCCCUGCUGACCUCCACCUCCUUCUCCUCCGUCCGGACCAACGGCUGGCCGCUCCCCAUCUCCAACGGGCCGCCCUCCCUGCCCCCUCUGCCGCGCCCGGACAACAACAACGGUUCCUGCAUGGUGAUUGGCCAGCAGGUCCAGUGGGGCGGGGGCCAGACCUCUAACGGCUACAGCGACGCCCAGGCGCCGUCCUCCGACACCAGCGACGAGGUCAUUUCCUGUCCAGGCUGCUGUCUGGUGGGUUUGAGUUUCCCGUCCGUGUGCCUCCGUGGUUCCGUGCCUACCCCCCGCCGGAGGGCCUCGCUCCCCCGGCAGCGGCCAUACAGGAACCUUAACGGCCCCAUCACCGGGAGUAACAGCUCCUCGUCACCGACGGCCUCAACGGCAGCCAAAACCCUCCUGUGUCGCGGCCCCAACGGACUAGUGGUGACGGGCCCCCACGUGCGGGGCGAGCCCGGGCGGUGCCUUCCUCAGGCACAGUCCUAAACCCGCCCACGGGGGGGCGGAGCUUACACUUGAGAAAUACACCAGCACUAAACUAAAUACUGCAGUUUGUAAUGCUAAUACUGACAACAGUACCCACUCUUUUAGACGUGAAAUUAAUUUAUUAACGUAACAGCGGACAGUCUGGCUAUAUGUUGCUGGUGAGAUUGCCAGCAGGUAAGUAAAAGUAUUAAACGCAGCAAUUCACUGUGACGAGUUAAAAGGUGGCUAAGGAUGAUUAUAUAUGAUUUAUAAACAUAACUGUGUUCUGUAACAGACAGAAUUCGAAAAAAAAAGUUAGCAAAAGUGGAUCUGUGCAGUACUUUCUGGCGGGGAACUUCACUCUGUACCUCAAGUUUGGAGAAAAAAAGAGACUGAAGCAAAACACACGUUUGCAUGGCAGCUUAGGCAACGUCACUACUGAUGGAGCAACAGCAGCUGCAGACGGUCGGGAGAGAGACGGAUGUUCCAGCAGUCGGGAGUCAGGAUGCACAUCUGUAGUAAUAGGACUUUGAUGGUGUUUAACUGAAUAACAGUAGAGUAUGAUGACGUUUCUAGAGUUAAUAAGGAAGAUUUACUUCCUACCUUUUUUAUAGCAGUUAAACUGUGUGUGUGUGCGUGUGCGUGUGUGUAUGCUUGUGUAAUGUACAGGACUGUCUCAGAAAAUUAGAAUAUUGUGAUAAAGUUUUCUGUAAUUUUCUGUAAUACAAUUAAAAAAAAAACAAAAAUGUCAUACAUUCUGGAUUCGUUACAAAUCAACUGAAAUAUUGCAAGCCUUUUAUUAUUUUAAUAUUGCUUUAAACUGUGUUUUAUGAUUAAUAAUAUCUUAAGCUGUAAGCCAUGAUCAGCAAUAUUAAAAUAAUAAAAGGCUUGCGUUAUUUCAGUUGAUUUGUAAUGAAUCCAGAAUGUAUGACAUUUUUGUUUUUGUAAUUGCAUUACAUAAAAUCACAAUAUUCUAAUUUUCUGAGACGGUCCUGUAUGUGGUUUUGGGUGGGACUUUGUCGGUUUUUGGGAAGAUGCUCUUCCUGGGCUUUUUAUGUGAAAUCCUUAUUUUUGCACUUGAGUUUUGAGCACUUUGCAACAAGACACCAGGCUUUUGUUGGAUGGUGCUUUAUUUAAAUCUGUGCUACUGGUAUCUUACAUGUGUGUAUUCUGAUUCAACUACACGUUUCCUCCUUUGACAUCUACUCUGUCACGUGUGUUUUUGUGCGUGUUACAGUUCACUUUCAUUUAACUGUUGUAACUUUAAAGGUGUCGCGUGAAGCGGGUUUGAAUGCUUGUACAGAUCUUUCCACACUGUGUGUGUUUGUGCUUUCUGAGCUAAAGGAAGAGUGGCGCAUACUCAUAGGAUAGCUUUUAUUUCUGACGUCGAAGCAUUGCUGGGUCUUUUUUACAAUUUCUUCUCUGUAAUACAGCUAUAGAUCUGCGUGCAAUAAUCUCUUACUAAGCAUAUGCCUGUGAAUAUGCUGUGCGAUGUUUCUAAAACUUGAGAAGGGGAGAUGGUUGGAUGACGGGGAUGGGACUUUUACUCCACAGCAGUUUCUGUAAAUGACUUUGUAAUAAUGGAUGAAUGAGUAAAGAAAUGAUUAAAGUUACAGUGACUUCAUUCUGUUUUUCUUAAUUAGGGCCGAGCACGAGGGUGAACUCCUAAACUCUCUUAUUAAUCAAUUUAAACACUUCAUGAACUUGAAUAUAUUUGUAUUUUUUAUAACAUGUAAAAUGUUAUAAAAUUAACUCUGAAC